CUCUGUGCCGUGGAAACUGGCCGUGGCUGCGGCCGCCGCCUGCGUGCGCGCAGCUCCCUGCUUCUCCUCGCUCGAGUCUCGGCGCUGAGAGGCGGCGGCCGGCGGGAUGGAGAAAAGUAGGAUGAACCUGCCCAAGGGGCCGGACACGCUCUGCUUCGACAAGGACGAGUUCAUGAAGGAAGAUUUCGAUGUGGAUCACUUUGUAUCUGACUGCAGGAAACGCGUGCAGCUGGAAGAACUGAGAGGUGACCUAGAACUCUACUACCGACUCCUUAAGACAGCCAUGGUGGAGCUUAUCAACAAGGACUACGCGGAUUUUGUCAACCUUUCCACAAACUUGGUCGGCAUGGACAAAGCCCUCAAUCAGCUUUCUGUGCCUUUGGGACAGUUACGAGAAGAGGUUCUGAGCCUCAGGUCAUCUGUCAGUGAAGGGAUCCGGGCGGUGGAUGAACGGAUGUGUAAGCAAGAGGACAUCAGGAAGAAAAAGAUGUGUGUGUUGAGGCUUAUACAAGUUAUUCGGUCAGUUGAAAAAAUUGAAAAAAUCUUAAAUUCUCAAAGUUCUAAAGAAACAUCUGCACUAGAAGCAAGCAGCCCACUUUUGACUGGACAGAUUUUGGAGAGAAUUGCCACAGAAUUUAACCAGUUACAGUUUCAUGCAGUUCAAAGCAAAGGCAUGCCUCUCUUGGACAAAGUAAGACCACGGAUAGCUGGCAUUACAGCCAUGUUGCAGCAGUCCCUGGAAGGCCUACUGUUGGAAGGGCUCCGCACCUCCAGCGUUGAUAUAAUACGGCACUGCUUGCGGACCUACGCCACCAUUGACAAGACGCGGGAUGCCGAGGCAUUAGUGGGUCAAGUUCUGGUGAAACCAUACAUGGAUGAGGUGAUUGUAGAGCAGAUUGUUGAGUCUGAUCCGAAUGGCCUUCAGAUCAUGUACGAUAAGCUCCUGGAGUUCGUUCCUCACCAUUGCCGCCUUCUUCGAGAAGUCACAGGAGGGGCCGUCUCGAGUGAGAAAGGCAAGAGUGUUCCUGGAUACGAUUUUUUGGUGAAUUCUGUCUGGCCAGAAAUAGUACGAGGAUUAGAAGAAAAACUGCCUUCUCUUUUCAAUCCCGGAAAUCCUGAUGCAUUUCACAAGAAAUACACCGUAAGCAUGGAUUUUGUGAGAGCGUUUGAGCAGCAGUGUGGAACACAGGCCAGCGUGCGGAGAUUAAGAGCACAUCCCGCCUACCACAGCUUCAAUAAUAAGUGGAACUUGCCUGUUUAUUUUCAAAUAAGAUUUAGGGAAAUCGCAGGAUCCUUAGAAGAAGCACUUACAGACGAAUUGGAGAAAGCCCCAGCUGGCAGUGCAUUUUGCCUUUUGGCUUCUCACAGAACGUGGAGCAGCCUUCAGAGGUGCUGGUCAGAUGAGAUGUUCCUGCCGGUGCUGGUGCAUCGUCUCUGGAGGCUCACGCUGCAGAUUUUGGCCCGGUACUCCGUGUUUGUCAGGGAGCUUUUACUCAGGCCCAUCUCUAACGAAAGUGCCAAGGAUAUCAAAAGGCCUUUGGGAACCACUAGCAAAGAUCCCUCAGUUACCCAGGGAAAUGGCGAAGACCAAGGAGGUGGCCCUUCGGAAACAAAGUCCGUGGCUUCCAUUUCCAGCACACACCUUGUGUACGUGGUCGCCGACCUGGACAGGCUGCAGGAGCAGCUUCCAGAACUCUUGGAAACAAUCAAGCCAAAACUUGAAAUGAUUGGCUUUAAGAAUUUCUCUUCUAUCUCAGCAGCCCUGGAGGACUCCCGGACAUCUCUGUGCGCCUGUGUCCCGGCCUUGAGUGACAGAAUCAUCCAGGACUUGAGUGAGUCUUGCUUCAGUUACCUGAAAAGUGCCCUGGAGGUUCCCAGGCUCUACCGCAGAACCAACAAGGAAGUGCCGACAGCAGCCUCCUCUUACGUGGACAGUGCCCUGAAGCCCUUUCGCCAGCUGCAGAGUGGGCACAGGGAUAAGCUGAGACCGGCAAUAAUCCGACAGUGGCUGGAAGGCGCCCUCUGUGAGAGCACUCAUAAGUACUAUGAAACCGUGUCUGACGUUCUGAACUCGGUGAAGAAAAUGGAGGAGAGCCUGAAGCGGCUGAAACAAGCCAGGAGAACCACUCCCGCCAACCCCGUGGGUCCCGGUGGCGGCAUGAGCGACGACGACAAAAUCAGGCUGCAGUUGGCCUUGGACGUCGAGUACUUGGGAGAGCAGAUACAAAAGAUGGGCCUGGCGACAAAGGACAUAAAGAGCUUCCCAGCACUCGCCGAGCUGGUUGCUGCCGCCAAGGACCAGGCAACGGCAGAGCAGCCAUGAGCAUCCGGGAGGGCCUGCAGGGAGGGGGACAUUGGACAUGGAGCUGGAAGGGAAGAAAGUGGCUCCGUCCCUGCUCCCGGUCCCCGCGGCCAAGAAGUGCUUCCACGGCGUCUUGGACGACGCACUAGCGCAGCUGCUCUCCGCCCGCUGGGGUCUCCUCCCUCCCAGAACAGAACACAGAAGCCUUUUUCCGUUGUAUGGAAGAUCAUUUUUAAGACACUUGAAACUUUCUACUAUAGUUUACAGAGCAAAUUAUUUUAUUUUUAUUGUAAAUCUUAGCGUGGAAGAGCUGAUUUCUAAAAUAGGAUUAAAGUGAAUAUAUAGGUAUGACUCUGGAAGGCUGGGCCCCAAUCCGAUCCCACCGUCGGAAGCGCCCACCUGCAGGGGGCCACCGUGUGGGGUGGCUCCCUGUCCUCUGCCCCGGAAAGUCGGCACACGCCGUGACUCCUCGUGACGCCUGGAGAAAGGCAUCCUCCCACCGGGUGCACAGCGGGAGUGCGUCUGGUCACGCUGUCCCGGCAGGAGCUGGGACCUCUAGGAAGACGAGUUUCCUGAAUAAAGAAGUGUCUGCCAGCA
Molecule: messenger RNA, 2899 nt
Organism: Hyaena hyaena (striped hyena)
Lineage: Eukaryota; Metazoa; Chordata; Mammalia; Carnivora; Hyaenidae
Gene: COG2
Product: component of oligomeric golgi complex 2
Exons: 18
Coding region: 107-2323 (738 amino acids)
Biological process (GO): protein transport; Golgi organization; intra-Golgi vesicle-mediated transport
Cellular component (GO): membrane; COG complex
Source: RefSeq, a predicted model, not a curated record